This is a messenger RNA of Spodoptera frugiperda (fall armyworm), 3410 nucleotides long. RefSeq names its product cell adhesion molecule Dscam2. Gene Ontology annotation, molecular function: protein binding. Bases 1 to 2889 code for a protein of 962 amino acids. Gene Ontology annotation, biological process: cell-cell adhesion. NCBI's taxonomy places the organism in Eukaryota, Metazoa, Arthropoda, Insecta, Lepidoptera, Noctuidae. The transcript is spliced from 19 exons. The record is from RefSeq and is a predicted model, not a curated record.
AUGUACGUCUGUCGGACACAGAGCCGCCAGCGGCGCCGCGGCAGCUGCGGCUGGGCGGCGUGGGCGCGCGCUGGGUGCGCCUGCUGUGGGCCGCGCCCCCCGCGCCCCCCGCGCCCCCGCGCCCCCACGCUCGUGUACACCGCGCUCUAUGCCCCGCUGCGGUCGCCGGCCGCCGCCACCGCCGCCAACCUCACGGUGCACGCCGACCACCGACUAGACAGCGAAGACAUAUUGUCAGCGACGCUCGAGGGCCUCAGGCCAGCGGGCGCGUACACUCUGCGGCUGACUUCAGCCAACCACGUGGGGCAAUCUCCGCACUCCGACCCCUUAAUGUUCACUACACUCGAGGAAGCUCCGACUGGCUCCCCGCAGAACGUCAGAGUGAGAGCGUCCACACCGGGGGAGCUGCACGUCUCGUGGUCGGCACCGUCGCAAGACAGCUGGAACGGUGAGCUGCUGGGCUACGUGGUGUCGUGGCGCGAGCUCGGCGGUGACGGCGAGAUGGGGGACGAGGACGGGGGCGCGGGGGGCGCGGGCACCGCGGCAGUGCGCGGCUGGAGCAGUGCGGAGCUGACGGUGGCGGGGCUGCGCUCGUUCACUCGGUACGCGUUGACCGCGCGCGCGUACAACCGCGCCGGUGCCGGCCCGCACUCGCCCACUCUGUACGCUACUACCGCCGACGGAGUGCCGGAGGUGGGGCCGCGCGGCGUGGCGUGCGAGGCGCUGUCGGCGCGUUCGCUGCGCGUGCGCUGGGCGCCGCUGCCCGCUUCGCAUGCGCACGCGCUGCGUGGGUACGACCUGCACUACGCACCGCUGCACGCAGCCUCCGUGGGCGGCGCGGCGCGCGCGGGCCCGGGCGGCGCGGCCACCCUGCAGGGGCUGCGCGCCGCCACCAACUACUCCGUGUGGGUGCGCGCGCGCACCGACGCCGGCGCCGGCCCGCCCGCCGCGCCCGUCUACUGCGCCACGCGUGACGACGUUCCCGAGGCCAUAGAGCAAGUGCGAGCGCUGGCGGCGGGCGCCGGAGCAGUGCGCGUGAGUUGGCUGGCGCCCGCCGGGGCCGGCCGGCUCUCGCACUACACGCUGUACACCAGGGAACGCGCCAAAGUGGGUGGCGAGUGGGCGCAGCGUGUCGACGUCGCGGCGGAGGACGGCGAGGCGCAGGGCGCGCCGCAGGAGGUGUGGCGCGAGGUGCGCGGGCUGCGCGAGAGCACGGUGUACGAGUUCUGGCUGCGCGCCGCCAACGCGGCCGGCGUCGGCCCGCCCAGCCGCACCGCCGCCGCCGCGCCCGCCCCCGCGCUAUCAGCCAGGAUCUCGUCGUUAAGUCGCGUGGUGUGGGCGGCGCGGGGCUCGCGCGUGCGCCUGCGCUGCUCCGCCCUGGGCGCGCCGCCGCUGCACUGGCACUGGGCGCCGCUACCGACCCACUCCACUGUCUCCGACGAUGGGGAUCUCAUCAUUCAUAAGGCAGACGUGUCGCUGGCGGGCAACUACACGUGCACAGUCCGCAACGGGCUGGGCUCCGACACACUGAGCGUGGCGGUGCACGUCCGCGCCCCGCCCGCCCCGCCCGCGCCGCGCCUGCGCAGUACUGCGGCGCACGCGCUGCAGCUCAGCUGGGACAAACCGAGCGACGGCGGGGCACACAUACUGGGGUACACGGUGUGGUGGACGCGCGGGGAGAGCGCGGGCGAGGCGCGGGCGCGGCGCGUGCCGGCCGCCGACACGUCGCUGUGGCUGGCGCGGCUGGCGUGCGGCGCCGCGUACCGCGUCACGCUGCAGGCGCACAACGCGCUCGGCGCCUCCACGCACUCCGCGCCGCUCGUCGCGCGCACCAGGGGCGAAAAAGCCAAAGCACCGCUAGGCAAGGAGUUCAUAUGGGCGAACAGUACAUCACUGCGACUGAACCUGCUGGCCUGGGCCGGGCGCUGCCCCGUGGCCGCCUGGGCCCUGGCGCUGCGGCCCGCCGCCGGCGACGCCUGGCAGAAUAUAUUCACAGACGGAGAAACUGGCGAGGUGGGCGGCCUGCAGCCGGGCGCCUGGUACGAGCUGCGAGUGGAGGCGCGCUCCUCCGCCGGCGACACCGUCGCGUUUUACAGAGCGGCCACGCACUCUGCUAAUGGAGAGCGUUUGGGUGAGCCCACUGAGGUUCCGGCAGAGAAACGCAGCGUGGUGAGCGGGGGCGCGGAAAGCGGGGGCGCGGCAGUGGGGGGCGCGCUUUGGCGCUCGGGACUGCUGCCCGCGCUGCUAGCGGGCGUGCUGGCGGCGCUGCUGCUCGCUCUCACUGUAGCGGUGGGUCGGCGGCGCCGCGCGACGUCGUGCCUGCGCCGCGAGCGCUCGCUGCACCAGCUGUGCCAGCCGCACCCCCAGCUCUACACCACGGAACCGAGCAAACGGAAUGGGAAAGCAAUAACUCCACCCGAUGUGAGGAGCGAGAUGCAUGAGAUCAGUCCGUACGCGACAUUCAGCAUGUCGGGAGGCUCGGGCUGCGAGGAGGGCGCGGGGGGCGCGGGGGGCGCCGGGAGCGUGCGGGGCGCAGGCGCGGGCGCCGUCGGCUGCGCGCUGCACCUUCGCACAUUCGGCCGCGCCGAGGCGCUGGACCUGGCCGCGCCCCCGCCGCGCCCCAACCUUCUGGCGCACGCUGCAGAGUACGGGCGGUCACAUGACAGCGACUCGGAGUCGAGCGGCUCGCCGUGCGCCGCGUGCGCCGCCGAGCUAUACCGCCUGCCCGCCGCGCACCUCUCCGAGACGCUGCCGGUGCCGGCGCUGGAGUCGAGUGCGGAGGACACGGUGUACGGGCCGCGCGACACGGCGGCGCCGCGAGAGCGACGUCGUCGCCGCGCGCCCUGCCAACCCUCGCUCAGGUCCGCGGCGGCGCGCGCUCCGCACUGAUGUCCGCGCGACACACGCUGUACAUAUUGUAUUAUAUCAUUAUGUCGUAAGUGAACUUAUCAAGUGCUGGGAUACCGCCUACAAGGCUCAUUUGUGUAAAUAUACUUACAUCUAUCAAUUAUAUUCGUUAACAUAAUAUAUCAUUUUAUUGUUAAUAACAUUGUUAAGGUUUAAUAAACUAGUUCACACCACUAUAAUAUUGUGAGUGUCCCUGUUUAACUGUACAGUACAUACCCUGUACAGAUGUAAUUCUACACUAGACGCCAUAUUAUUAUUAACAAAGUACGAUCUAUAUUUUGUAAGGAAAUGGAAAAAUAAUAAUUUAAGAUUGUUAUUUUAAUUUAUAACCUAGUUUCUGUUCAAUUUUAGAAAGUAAUAGAUUAUUGUUUUAGUUUCCUUGCCUUCAAACACAGCCCAAGUAAAGCACUGGGCGAUAUCAGCGACAUCGGUGCCAAUUUUUGUGCAUAUUAUUUUCAAGAAAAUUUUGGUAAAAUCGACGUCAGUAAAAUAUUUUUUAUACA